GCGGGAUUUUUUCCCUUCAACAUGGCGCCGGCAGCAGCAGAAGCAAAGAAAGAAAAGGAGACAAAAAAAGAAGAAAACAAGACUAAAGAUGAGCCGAAAAAAGAAGAAGAGCUAGAAUUAAGCGAAGAAGAUCGCCAGCUUCAAGAAGAGCUGAACAUGUUGGUCGAGAGACUUUCGGAAUCCAACGUUGGCCUUCACAAACCGGCACUAGAAGCGCUAAGGACACAGAUACGAGCAAGUACGAGCUCAAUGACGUCUGUACCAAAACCACUAAAGUUCCUUAGGAAGCAUUAUACUGGGCUGAAAGAGAUUUAUGCAAAAUGGCAAGAUGGUGAAAAUAGACAUUUUUUAGCUGACAUCAUAUCAGUUCUGGCAAUGGUGAGUGAAAGCCGAGAGUGUCUUAAAUUCAGAAUGCUUGGUUCAAAAGAACCCCUUGAAUCUUGGGGACAUGAAUAUGUCAGGCACUUAUCAGAAGAAAUUAGAGCUGAGUACACAGAAAAAAUGCUAAAAGAAAUAGCUGUGGAACAACUGGUGGCCUUAGCUAUGGAGAUUAUACUGUAUGACAUGCAGCACAAUGCCGAGACUGAUGCCUGUGAUUUACUGAUGGAGAUUGAACAACUGGAUAAGCUGGAAAAGCAUACAGAUGAGAAUAACUUCCAGAGAGUCUGUCUCUAUCUAACCAGUUGUGUUAACUAUGUGCCUGAACCAGAGGAUUCAACGUUACUCAGGACAGCACUCAGUAUAUUCAGGAAAUUCGACAAACUACCAGAAGCUCUAAACCUGGCCAUUCAACUUAAUGAUAUUGAACUCGUUAAGGAGAUAUUUACAUCUUGUGCAGGAGUAGAGGAAAAGAAGCUGAUUCAGCGUCAGAUGGCAUUCAUGUUGGCCAGACAGCAGGUGUUCCUUGAACUGGAUGAAGACAUGGAUGAUUAUGAGGAUAUCAUGGAAAUCAUGUCUAACUCACUGUUGAACAAGAACUUCCUGAGUUUAGCAAGAGAGUUGGACAUUAUGGAACCAAAAGUUCCUGAAGACAUCUACAAAACUCACCUUGAAAAUAAAGGAAUAUCUAGUGGUGUGUCUUUAGACUCUGCUCGACAAAAUCUUGCAUCUUCAUUUGUCAAUGCCUUCGUUAAUGCUGGCUUUGGUGCGGACAAACUCUUAACAGAGGAUGGAAAUAAAUGGAUUUACAAGAACAAGGAACAUGGUAUGAUGAGUACAACUGCUUCUCUUGGUUUGAUAUUGCUAUGGGAUGUCGAUGGAGGCCUUACGCAGAUAGACAAGUACCUCUACUCAUCUGAAGACUACAUCAAGGCUGGUGCAUUAUUAGCUUGCGGCAUUGUAAACUCAGGUGUUCGUAAUGAGUGUGACCCCGCAAGAGCUCUUCUGUCAGACUAUGUUUUACAUAACAGCAAUAUCAUGAGACUUGGAUCUGUCGUUGGUCUUGGCCUUUCUUAUGCUGGAUCCAAUAGAGAAGACAUCCUUUCUCUUAUCCUCCCAGUACUGAGUGAUUCUAAAUCAACUACAGAGGUUAUUGGUAUGGCUGCCGUGGCCUGUGGUAUGGUUGCCAUAGGAACCUGUAAUGUAGAAGUGACGUCAUCCAUCCUUCAAGCCAUGAUGGAACAAUCAGAGACACAAGUUAAAGACAACUUCACACGGUUCCUUGCUUUGGGUCUAGGCCUGACUUUCCUCGGCAAACAAGAAGCUGUGGAAGCUACUCUUGAAGCUUUGAAAGUACUUCCACAACCACUCGGAAAAUGGGCUUCAAUAUUAGUAGAAAUAUGUGCAUAUGCAGGAACUGGAAAUGUCCUAAAAAUCCAGAAGCUACUUCACAUAUGCAGUGAACACUUUGAUCACAAAGAAGGUGAAGAAAAGGAGAAAUCCAAAGACAGCAAGGACAAGGAUAAAGACAAGAAGGAAGAGGAGAAAGAAGAAGAUGGCAGUCACCAGGGUAUUGCUGUGCUCGGCAUUGCACUGAUUGCCAUGGCAGAAGAGAUUGGUUCUCAGAUGGCAUUGAGAGCUUUUAACCACUUGUUGCAAUAUGGUGAGCCAGUGAUUAGAAGAGCUGUACCCCUUGCUCUUGCGAUGCUAUCUGCAUCCAACCCCCAGCUACCCAUUGUAGAUACGCUAAGUAAACUGUCUCAUGACAGUGAUGCCGAGGUAGCUCACAAUGCUAUCUUCUCUAUGGGAAUAGUUGGUGCAGGUACAAAUAAUGCUCGCUUGGCUGGAAUGCUGCGCCAACUUGCAAUGUACUAUCAUAAGGAUGCUAAUAACUUAUUUAUGGUUCGACUUGCUCAGGGUCUGGUACAUAUGGGUAAAGGCACACUCACAGUUGGUCCAUACCAUAGUGAUAGGAAUCUUCUAAUGCCAGUAGCUGUUGGAGGGCUUUUGACUACGCUGACAGCAUUCCUUGAUGUCAAAAAUGUAAUACUUGGAAAGUCACACUACACUUUGUUCCAUCUCGUCUCGGCUAUUCAACCUAGAAUGUUGGUAACGUUUGACUCCGAGCUCCAGCCAUUACCCGUAACAGUCCGCGUAGGACAGGCCGUGGAUACUGUCGGACAAGCAGGAAAACCCAAAUCUAUUACUGGCUUCCAAACUCACACUACACCUGUCCUUCUCGCAAACGGUGAAAGGGCGGAACUCGCAACUGAAGAAUAUAUUUCACUGGCGCCAGUCAUGGAAGGAUUCGUUAUACUCAACAAAAACCCAGAUUACGAGAAAGAAGCUCUAGGUUGAAGACUGAACAGCAUUAGAUAAAUCUCGAUACAAAAACCAAUAUCCCUUAUAUCACGCAACUUUAAACCGGAGUGCAAAUUUUGAGUGAGAAAUAAAUACUCGGACUACGCACUCCGUGCUGUGCUUUUCCAUUUAAGGUAGCCUGUAAUCCAUUGGUUUUGAGUCACCCUUAAAAAUUUUUGGUUUGAUCUGAGAGUUAGUUCCCUAGCAGUCUUUCUCGUAGACAAUUUUUGGCUGAGAAAAUCUCCAACAAAGGAGACUCUGUUACAGGAAGUGAGUUAGCUGUGCCUGAUUCAGCUAGCCCUGACUUAGAUUAGCUCAGAGCGGUUGUUUCAGGGUUCGAUCUGUGCGUUAGCCAUCCCAUUCAGUAGAUCAUCCCAGAGAUUUUUUCAGGUUUGUGAGUUAGCCGUGCACAAGAUCAGCCCAGAGGUUGUUGCAGGGCUCGAUCUUUGAGUUAGCCAUGCCCUGACUUAGACCACCUCAUAGGUUGUGAGGUUAUAUAUCAAUAUCGAAUCCGAGGGGUUCCAAACACCAAGAAACUGAAAACUGAUGACAACAUGACUCCAAAAUCCUGAUUCCAGAUUACCUUGAAGAACUAAAAGCCAUCUCUUUAUGGAUUAUUUUUGGUCACUAGGAAAGCAUUGCUCCAGUGUCUGAAUAACAGGAUCUUGCACAGGCUUACCAGACUUAUGCUGGGUUUCCUGUGUUAUCGUUGGUCUCCUUUGGCGGCGUAAGUUCGUUAUGUGAUUUCCAGCUUCACAAGAUAUAGUUUCGGUUGAUGUUUUCGCAAUAAAAAGAUGUAAAAUAAA
Messenger RNA from Actinia tenebrosa (Australian red waratah sea anemone), 3545 nucleotides. Its product is annotated as 26S proteasome non-ATPase regulatory subunit 2. Gene Ontology annotation, biological process: regulation of protein catabolic process; proteasome-mediated ubiquitin-dependent protein catabolic process. Lineage: Eukaryota; Metazoa; Cnidaria; Anthozoa; Actiniaria; Actiniidae. Gene Ontology annotation, molecular function: enzyme regulator activity. The record is from RefSeq and is a predicted model, not a curated record. Gene Ontology annotation, cellular component: proteasome regulatory particle, base subcomplex; proteasome complex; proteasome storage granule.